Messenger RNA from Hipposideros armiger (great roundleaf bat), 4951 nucleotides. It is a transcript of the gene THBS3, whose product is annotated as thrombospondin 3. Gene Ontology annotation, biological process: cell adhesion. Gene Ontology annotation, molecular function: heparin binding; calcium ion binding. NCBI's taxonomy places the organism in Eukaryota, Metazoa, Chordata, Mammalia, Chiroptera, Hipposideridae. The record is from RefSeq and is a predicted model, not a curated record. Gene Ontology annotation, cellular component: extracellular region. The transcript has 23 exons. Bases 1912 to 4704 code for a protein of 930 amino acids.
CCCGAAGGCGCGGCAGCUCGAGACAAGGGCGUCCCGCGCACCUGGGUCGGCUCGGGGGGCUGUCGCAAAUCCGCACGUGGCCUGGCCUGCUCUAGGGCCCCUCAGGGCUCGGCCCCGAGCGGGGGCUGCGGGGGGGGGGUCCCCCGAGGCGCAUGUUUUCCACAGCGCGUUAUGUUUGGAGCCGGCCCCGCGCCGCCUGUCGCCAUGGAAACAAAACAGGGGCGGUGGCGACGGCCGGAGCGAGGCCGGGCUAGGACCUGGAUGGGGGGAGGGGAGGUGGGCUCGCGGGCUGUUGCCUUGGUAACGGGAACGGAGGCGCCCCCCUGCUUCAUCCGGGUCACGGCCUGUCAACCAGCACCCCCGGUCUUCCCAGUGUGGCCCCCUUUCCUGGUUGACCCAUCCCCAGUGCCCUUUUCCUCUUUCCCUAUUUCUUCGACCUCACUGACCACUGCUUUAGACUCUCCCUCCGGUUCCCCUUGAACACUUGCAGGUUUUCCUAGGAAUGAGGGAACAUGGAGGCACCGGCACGCCAGGGGACCCGCACCCUAACAAAGCGCACUCGCCCUGUCAGAGCGGCCUGCCUCAUGCCCUGUGUGCAUCCCGGGGCACUAGAGCGAGCUGGUUUCCACCACUCCCUUGGCAUCCUCUCGUGCCAGCUGUGGAAUAAUGCCCACUGUGGAGCACUGCCGUGCCAGGGGUUCCUGCCUUCCCCAGCUGUGACUUCCAGAAAGCAGUAGCAUUUAGUAGUGGUCCCCAACAAUGAGGUGCCAGGAGAGAGGGAGGCAGCGGGGCGAGAGGCCCAUUAGGAAGAGGCAGGAGGCAGGGAGGCCUCCGGGGCUCUUCCCUGGUGCCCUUGGUUCCCGGAGCUGGGGAUGCCUCCAGGGUGAUUGGCAGCUCUUUGUUUCAGCCCCCCCUCACCCGCCUGCUGGCCCCCCCUUCAACUCCCCCUUCCAGUCCCUCCGCCCCCCGCUCCUGCUCUCUCCGCCUAGCCUUUUCCCCUCCCAGCCGCCUGCCUGCCAGGGGUAGUGAGCCGGCUGAGCGGCAUGGAGACACAGGGACUUCGGGGGGCCCUGGCUCUUCUCGUCCUUUGCACUGUCUCGUCAGCCAGUCAGGACCUGCAGGGUAAGCCUGUCUCCAUCCUCUUCCACCCCUCUGCCUCCUCCCCAUCUGCUCCCAGCCUAGUAGCAGGGAACAUGUGGGCAAGGGGAGAAGGGGAAAGUCCUGAAAUUGAGCCGGAGAGACGAGUUGAAUUACGGCCCUGUGGGGAGGAGUGAACACGAGGGUGGGAGGUGAGUGGGACCUGGGCAGGGUCAGCGUGAGGCCAGGGCCCAGGUCUCAGGAGCUGGAUGCUAGCGCUGCCUGGCUGGGCCGGUGUCUGAGCGUUCACAGGCACCCGGGGUCUGGGACAGCAGCGUGAAGGUGGGUGCCCUGGGGCUUCUCCGUCCCCUAGGCUGCUGCCUGCCUAAGGACAGGGUGGGGGUGGGGACUGAGAGGUCUGGGCUCUCCCGGAGGUCUGGUGGUGGGAUGGGCCUGUGGGUGUGGGAGAGGUAGCUGGAGCAGAUGACACAGGCACAGAUUCUUGACUGGCUGGAAGGGAAACCACAGAUUGGCCGGGACACGGGAGGCAGAGGAGCUGGGUCCUCCGUUCCCGAGGGAGAGAGCCAGACAGCGGGAGGGUCGGAGCCCUCGGUGGGCAGCAGUUCUCGUCCAGAGCGAGUGUGCUGAGCCCCCAGGAUAAGAGGAGGGGCGUUCGGAUGUGGGAUGAGCCCAAGCCAGCGGUGUAAAGAGAAGCUGCCUGCCCGGUUCUCAGUGGGCACCAGGUGCUACUCCUACCGGGAUCGGCGCCGUGACUCCCGUGCGCCACCUGGUGGGAACAUCUCAAGUUUGUGAGGCGCUGUUUCUGUAUUUUCAAUGAUUGACCUGCUGACUGUGGGCGAGUCCCGGCAGAUGGUAGCUGUGGCAGAGAAGAUCCGGACAGCCUUGCUCACGGCUGGGGACAUCUACCUCCUGUCUACCUUCCGCCUGCCCCCCAAGCAAGGUGGCGUCCUCUUUGGCCUUUACUCUCGCCAAGACAACACACGAUGGCUGGAGGCCUCUGUUGUGGGCAAGAUCAACAAAGUGCUGGUGCGGUACCAGCGGGAGGAUGGCAAGGUCCACGCAGUGAACCUACAGCAAGCAGGCCUGGCCGACGGGCGCACGCACACGGCGCUCCUGCGACUCCGAGGCCCGUCCCGCCCCAGCCCUGCCCUGCAGCUCUAUGUGGACUGUAAACUGGGCGACCAGCACGCUGGCCUUCCGGCACUGGCCCCUAUUCCUCCAGCGGAGGUUGAGGGGCUGGAGAUUAGGACUGGACAGAAGGCUUAUUUGAGGAUGCAGGGCUUCGUGGAAUCCAUGAAAAUGAUUCUGGGCGGCUCCAUGGCCCGGGUUGGGGCCCUGAGUGAGUGUCCGUUCCAGGGGGACGAGUCCAUCCACAGUGCAGUGACCACCGCACUCCACUCCAUCCUAGGGGAGCAGACCAAGGCGCUGGUCACCCAACUCACCCUGUUCAACCAGAUCCUGGUGGAGCUACGGGAUGAUAUCCGAGACCAGGUGAAGGAAAUGUCCCUGAUCCGAAACACCAUUAUGGAGUGUCAGGUGUGCGGCUUCCACGAGCAGCGUUCCCACUGCAGCCCCAACCCCUGCUUCCGAGGCGUGGACUGCAUGGAAGUGUACGAGUACCCGGGCUACCGCUGUGGGCCCUGCCCCCCUGGCCUGCAGGGCAACGGCACCCACUGCACCGACAUCAAUGAGUGUGCUCACGCCGACCCCUGCUUCACGGGCUCCAACUGCAUCAACACCAUGCCUGGCUUCCACUGCGAGGCCUGUCCUCGAGGCUACAAAGGCACGCGGGUGUCUGGUGUCGGCAUCGACUACGCCCGGGCCAGCAAACAGGUCUGCAAUGAUAUCGAUGAAUGCAACGAUGGGAACAACGGUGGCUGCGACCCAAACUCCAUCUGCACCAAUACGGCGGGCUCUUUCAAGUGUGGUCCCUGUCGCCUGGGCUUCCUGGGCAACCAGAGCCAGGGCUGCCUCCCAGCCCGGACCUGCCACAGCCCAGCCCACAGCCCCUGCCACAUCCACGCGCACUGUCUCUUUGAACGCAACGGUGCAGUGUCCUGCUCGUGUAACGUGGGCUGGGCUGGGAACGGGAACGUGUGUGGGCCCGACACAGACAUCGACGGCUACCCGGACCAGGCGCUGCCCUGCAUGGACAACAACAAGCACUGCAAACAGGACAACUGCCUUUUGACACCAAACUCUGGGCAGGAAGAUGCUGAUAAUGACGGUGUGGGGGACCAGUGUGAUGACGACGCUGACGGGGACGGGAUCAAGAAUGUCGAGGACAACUGCCGGCUGUUCCCCAACAAGGACCAGCAAAAUUCAGACACAGAUUCAUUUGGUGACGCUUGUGACAACUGCCCCAACGUUCCCAACAAUGACCAGAAGGACACAGAUGGCAACGGGGAAGGGGAUGCCUGUGACAACGACGUGGAUGGGGACGGCAUCCCCAAUGGACUGGACAAUUGCCCUAAAGUCCCCAACCCCCUACAGACAGACAGGGAUGAAGAUGGGGUGGGAGAUGCCUGUGACAGCUGCCCUGAAAUGAGCAAUCCUACCCAGACAGAUGCAGACAGCGACCUGGUGGGGGACGUCUGUGACACCAAUGAAGACAGCGAUGGGGAUGGACAUCAGGACACCAAGGACAACUGCCCACAGCUCCCCAACAGCUCCCAGUUGGACUCAGACAACGAUGGACUUGGAGACGAGUGUGAUGGGGAUGAUGACAAUGAUGGUGUCCCAGAUUAUGUGCCUCCUGGUCCUGAUAACUGUCGCCUGGUCCCCAAUCCCAAUCAGAAGGACUCAGACGGCAAUGGCGUUGGUGACGUGUGUGAGGAUGACUUUGACAACGAUGCGGUGGACGACCCCCUGGACGUGUGCCCUGAAAGCGCGGAGGUGACCCUCACGGAUUUUCGGGCCUAUCAGACGGUCGUCCUGGAUCCCGAGGGGGAUGCUCAGAUCGACCCAAACUGGGUGGUGCUCAACCAGGGCAUGGAAAUCGUUCAGACCAUGAACAGUGACCCCGGCCUGGCAGUUGGAUAUACAGCCUUCAACGGUGUGGACUUUGAAGGCACCUUCCACGUGAACACAGUGACCGAUGACGACUACGCAGGCUUCCUCUUCAGCUACCAGGACAGCGGCCGUUUCUACGUGGUCAUGUGGAAACAGACGGAGCAGACCUACUGGCAGGCCACACCUUUCCGGGCUGUCGCCCAGCCCGGGCUGCAGCUCAAGGCAGUGACAUCAGUGUCUGGCCCAGGCGAGCACCUCCGGAAUGCCCUGUGGCAUACUGGCCACACCCCUGAUCAGGUACGACUGCUGUGGACUGACCCACGAAACGUGGGCUGGCGUGACAAGACCUCCUACCGCUGGCAGCUGCUGCACCGGCCUCAAGUUGGCUACAUUCGAGUGAAGCUCUAUGAGGGUCCCCAGCUAGUGGCAGAUUCCGGGGUGAUCAUUGACACAUCCAUGCGAGGGGGGCGUCUUGGUGUCUUCUGCUUCUCCCAAGAAAACAUCAUUUGGUCCAAUCUCCAGUACCGAUGCAACGACACAGUGCCCGAGGACUUUGAGCCAUUCCGGAGGCAGCUGCUCCACGGAAGAGUAUGAAGAGGUGGCUACCAGAUUCAGAAUCCUGAUUUUAGACCCUUUGGCCUUGGGGUCCUACCUGGAGGCCCCAGGGUCUAAUCUACAGCCCCUCAGCCAAACACAGACCCUCCUCUGGCACCCACCAGUUCAGCCCCGGAGGGGUGGUGACCCCACUGUUGAGAUGGGAAGUUUUCAAGGGGUGUUUCUCAGGCGCUAACCCCAGGAAAGAUAACAGCACAUUGCCAUAAAGCUCCAGUUUUCUAAGCCA